Molecule: messenger RNA, 774 nt
Organism: Caretta caretta (loggerhead turtle)
Lineage: Eukaryota; Metazoa; Chordata; Testudines; Cheloniidae
Product: CD63 antigen-like
Biological process (GO): cell migration
Cellular component (GO): plasma membrane
Source: RefSeq, a predicted model, not a curated record
AUGAGGAAAAUAGAUUCUAGCAAGAAGCUAAUAUUAAUUAAAGUUUGCUUAUAUUUUAUUGAUUUGUUUUAUUGGGUUUCUGGGGUUGUGCUCCUGUGCAUAGGAGUCUCUGUUCAGAUGAAACUCCAUGAUGCUUUCGUGUUGGUGAAUGAAACCUCGUCUGGUGUCCCUGUGAUUAUCACCAUUGUUGGUGGUGUGAUCAUCUCUGUCUCAGCCUUUGGUGCAAUUGCCAUAUUGAAGUCCAGUCAUACGAUGAUCAAAGUGUUCACAGGCAUGCUGCUGAUUAUCUUCUUGAUUGAAAUCAUAGUUGGCAUCUCUGCCUACGCUUACAGAGCGAAGCUGCAUGACAACCUACUGAGAAGCUUCCUGAAGACUCUUGACAAAUAUAACAGAGAAUCCCAAGUAACCAAAGGAAUAGACCACCUACAGGAGAAUUUCCAGUGCUGUGGUGCUCAGAACUACACCGACUGGUUCAAUACUACAUUUGGAUCUCUCAGUUCAGCUGUUCCAAAUAGCUGCUGCAAGAUGGUAACGAAAAGUUGUGGAAUGAAUCUAAGCAACGAUACUGCUAACAUUAACCAACAGGGAUGCAUUCAAAAGCUGAAGAAGUGGGCUGAAGAACAUAUUGCUCUUAUUGGAGGGGUUUGCAUAAGUGUUGGAUUUGCACAGUUACUUGGGAUCUUAUUUAGCUACAUGCUACUGAGACUACUUAAUGAAGAUUAUGUGAACUUAGACCAUGUCAAACUAUCACUCACUUGUCUAAAUCAUACCUAG